CGCAGUCGCACUACAGGCACCAACCCAGGUCGUGCCGCCGUCGUCGUUUGCGCUCGCAGCACAACAAUUUCAUUAAUCUGAGUAGAAGCGUGCAGUGAAAAGCAUGUCCGAGCAAAUGGAGCAAGUAGGAUUACCACCCGGUUGGGAUUGUAAAUACGAUUCCAGAACAGGUCGAUACUACUACGUGAACCUGUUCACCAAAACAACGCAAUGGGAGGAUCCACGGGCCAGGAUUCGUCAGCUGCAAACUGGAGCACCACUUCACAUCUCUAACGACAGCAUUUCCAUGCAGCCAGUGCAUGGUUCUCCCUAUCAUGUGUACCCUUCAAGUAACUCGUUCUAUCCAGCCCAGGCCGCCUUCCAGAAUCCACCCUCCGGGGUACCUAGCCUUAAUGCUAGUCCCAACUUUGCACAAAGAAUGCAACAACAUCAGCAGCAACAGCAACAACAACAAAACAUCGAAAUGUCACCGAUGGUACGUUCCAGCCCACGGAUGGGACUCGGCCGUCAGGGCAUGGUGGAGACAACGUUCACCACGAACGUGACGGCAGCAGAAACCGAUCUAACGGUGGCUAAAAUUAACUCCAUGUUCCCAACCGUACCGGAAACCCACAUCCGGAUGCUGCUGAAGAAGUACUACAACCGUGAAGCGGUCGUAAUAAGCGCACUACAGGUGGAGAAACAUCCGCUCACGACACCGGGCCCCUACUCCACGCCACCGCUCGGCCACCGUCCGUUCCACAACACGGCGAUGGGUGUGGUGUCUGCGUUCCAGAUGACACCGGUGCUGGGUGGCGGACGCAGUGAAAUAUCAAGCUCCCGGACCGGGAGUCCAGUACCACGGCCGGCUAGCGGUGCUAGCGGUAGCUAUGCCGGUGGAUACGGAUCACCACGAAAUGGACCGGCGGACGGUUAUCGCAGCUCACCGAAACCGCACUCGUCGCCGAAGAUGAAGUUGAGAUACAUGAAGAGCAUCUUUCCGAAGGCGGAAGAAACACUCAUUCUCGACGUGCUGGCCAAUGCGGACAAUAAUGUGCAAACAGCUUCCCAGCAGCUGCUAAAGAUGGGCUACGAUAAGCGCGAGCAACCGAUUCCGCAGCGCAAUUCCGCUUCCCGCAAAGGCACGGGAACGUCGCAGGCUACGGAGGAUGACAAAAAGGAGGAACUGAAAACACCGACACCGAAGCUAAAGUCACCGGAGGAAAAGAAGAAAAUUAAAUCACGCCUGCAAACAAAGUACAAGGAUACGCCGGAGAAAAUCAUUCUGAUGGCACUGGAAAGCGUCGACUAUUCGGAGGAGCGCGCCAAAAAGAUACUUAACAUCGUGAUCCAGGAGGACAAGGAUAAGAAAAAGAGCGUCAAAAUUGAGGCACCGCACAAAUCCGAAGAGGAUAAGGAAAAUGCCCGCGGUGCUGGUGGUAGUGGUGGUGCAAGCGCUGGACCAAGUCGAAGCAACAGCACCGCUUCGUCACAACCCCGCACACCGCUGGCUAAACGUGCCCACGAUGGAGGUGUCCUUGUUGGUGCCUCACCGGGAUCAACAGCAGGACCAUCUUCCCAGGAUGGAUCGAUCACAGUGGAUGGUGCUACUAAAGCAAUGAACGAGCAGCAACAGGAAGCAACACCGGCUGUGGCACCGAAAAGCUCCGAUCCGGAAACGAGCUCACCCGACGGAACGACGGAACCAUCCAGCAGCGAUACUACGCCCGGCGAUGACUACACACCAUCACCCGACUACCCGAAGCUGCGGAAUGAUGGCGCGGCACGGAACGGUGUUGGCGCGGGCAAACAGAGCCGCCCGAAAGCCAAAACCGAUCACGCAAAGUAUUCUAUUUUUAGGACAUCCUCGUCGGAAGACGAAUCCAGCGACCAGACACCAGUCCAGAUGGAUGGCAAAUCACCGCAGCUAGCGUCAUCCCGCAUACCGACCAAGGGACCGAACAUGAAGCUGUUCAAAGGACCGAACGAUGAUUUGCUGCUCACUGACUACGUCACAUGGAAUGGCGCCAAUCCGGAUCUUGCCAAGGGCAGCCAGAAGAAAGCGACUGGGCCCGAUCGAACGAUUCGCACCGAGCGCGCGUACAAAGCGCACGGCCCCAAUGGGGAACUUUGCAAGGGUCCGGUCGGUUCGCUGGCCAAGGGAAGCAUGUACACGCAGCUGCUGAAAGCGGAUGUGAAGUGCAACUAGUUGU
Molecule: messenger RNA, 2192 nt
Organism: Anopheles maculipalpis
Lineage: Eukaryota; Metazoa; Arthropoda; Insecta; Diptera; Culicidae
Exons: 10
Coding region: 104-2188 (694 amino acids)
Biological process (GO): regulation of DNA-templated transcription; regulation of hippo signaling; cell migration
Cellular component (GO): cytoplasm
Molecular function (GO): ubiquitin binding; molecular adaptor activity; kinase binding
Source: RefSeq, a predicted model, not a curated record